Sorghum bicolor (sorghum) is the source of this 1213-nucleotide messenger RNA. RefSeq names its product isoflavone reductase-like protein. Gene Ontology annotation, molecular function: oxidoreductase activity. The transcript is spliced from 5 exons. The record is from RefSeq and is a predicted model, not a curated record. Bases 129 to 1073 code for a protein of 314 amino acids. NCBI's taxonomy places the organism in Eukaryota, Viridiplantae, Streptophyta, Magnoliopsida, Poales, Poaceae.
GAUUCACCGCAUGUAUAUUCCCGGUUCUUGAGCAGGAUUCAGAAGCCCCUCGCCGUCUUUCUGCCAGACUGCUGGCUGCCUAGCUCUCCUUGAGUUGUACCGCGCUUUUGCACUCCUAUAUACCGGACAUGUCGUCAGCGGCGGGGCAUAAGGAGCGGAGCCGGGUGCUGGUUAUAGGCGGCACGGGCUACAUCGGCCGGUUCAUCGUCGCCGCCAGCGCCCGCGAGGGCCAUCCCACGUACGUCCUCGUCCGCGACCCCGCGCCCGCCGACCCUGCCAAGGCCGCCGUCCUCCAGGGGUUCCGGGACGCCGGCGUCACCCUCGUCAAGGGGGAUCUGUACAACCAUGAGAGCUUGGUGGUGGCAAUGGAAUCGGCAGAUGUUGUGAUCUCGGCGGUGGGUUAUGCACAGCUGCCAGAUCAAACCCGCAUUAUCUCAGCCAUAAAAGAUGCUGGAAACAUAAAGAGAUUCUUUCCAUCAGAGUUUGGGAAUGAUGUAGAUCAUGUGCAUGCGGUUGAACCUGCAAAAUCGGUGUUUGCUGCCAAAGCUAGUAUAAGGCGUGCCGUAGAGGCCGAGGGGAUCCCCUACACGUAUAUAUCCUCCAACUUCUUUGCUGGUCGUUUCUUGCCAGCUAUUGGACAGAUUGGGGUUACAGGCCUUCCAAUAGAUAAGGUUCUCAUAUUAGGUGAUGGAAAUGUGAAAGCAAUAUUUGGAACAGAAGAGGAUGUUGGCACCUACACAAUAAAAGCUGUAGAUGAUCCAAGAACCCUGAAUAAGAUCCUAUAUCUGAGGCCACCAAGCAACAUCUUAUCUCACAAUGAGCUUAUCUCACUCUGGGAGAAGAAAGUUGGGAAGACAUUUGAAAGGGUGUACAUUCCAGAAGACGAUGUCUUGAAGAAGAUUCAAGAGUCUCCAAUUCCAUUGAACAGAGCGCUGUCAAUCAGCCAUUCUGCGUGGGUGAAGGGGGACCACACCAACUUUGAGAUUGACCCUUUCUUUGGAGUUGAAGCCACUGACCUUUACCCUGAUGUCAAGUACACUACCGUGGAUGAAUACCUGAACAAGUUCCUUUGAAUUCCUAGAUCCUAUUUUGACUGCACCAUUAUAGGAAAGUAUUUGCGGCAAUGAAGACUCCAUAUGAUUUUCAAAUAUUGCAAGACUCAACCGUAUCAAGAAAUAAAAAGUUGUUCAGUUUGCGUUUGCCUGAGCUUGAA